AUGAAGCCCGUAGUCGGUGCCAUUCAGGCAUGGAGCUGCAUCGUAAUAUCUAUUUUCGCAAUCGUCAUUCUCUCUGUAAUAGGAGUGCUAUUCAAGUCCAACCAUCACUCAUUUGUGGGCUCCAUUGAAGAUCCUCCCAAUGGUGCUGCCGUUGCUAGCACAGUUUUCUCUGCGGUAACUGUUUAUGCGCUUUUCCUCAUUGGCUGUAGCUUUCAAGCAUACUUACAUGCUCGCGAAAAUCGAAAAGGUGCCAUCAGAAUCUCGUGA
Messenger RNA from Blumeria graminis f. sp. triticale, 267 nucleotides. The record is from the annotation of a GenBank genome assembly. NCBI's taxonomy places the organism in Eukaryota, Fungi, Ascomycota, Leotiomycetes, Helotiales, Erysiphaceae.